Molecule: messenger RNA, 3385 nt
Organism: Orbicella faveolata
Lineage: Eukaryota; Metazoa; Cnidaria; Anthozoa; Scleractinia; Merulinidae
Product: visual pigment-like receptor peropsin
Biological process (GO): G protein-coupled receptor signaling pathway
Cellular component (GO): membrane
Molecular function (GO): G protein-coupled receptor activity
Source: RefSeq, a predicted model, not a curated record
AAGACAUUUAACAUUUCAGUUCUCCUUGACAAAGAAACAUGUCAAAUUCAAAGGAGCAGGAACAUGGAACCAUUUUCAGUUGGCAUGACGCUUGGUACCUAACAUACGGGAUAGUAAUGUUUCUCAUCCUCUCUAUUGGCUUCAUUGGUAACGCGCUGACGGUUCUCAUCUUACGCAAACCGGAGCAUGUCCGUAAAGCUCUGACCCCUCUCAUGAUUAACUUGUCUAUAGGAAGUCUCAUCAUCAUUGUGUUGGGAUAUCCGGUCGUCAUGACUCUUCUCUUGACUGGGGGACAAGUUGGUGAAGACGAUCCGACCUGCAGGUGGAACGCCUUCAUCAAUGGAACCGUAGGAAUCUCGGGUAUCAUCACUCUGACAGAGAUGAGCCUGGUCAUCAACUACAGCUUGCACAAGGCAAACCCCAACGUUCGACUCUCUAACAAGAAAAUAGGAUGGCUGAUCGCUGGCAGCUGGUUCUAUGGACUGCUAUUUAUGUCUCCGCCGUUGAUAGGCUGGAGUCGCUUUGCCCCAGGUGCCGCGCGGAUCAGUUGUGGACCUGAUUGGACAGACAAAUCAACUUCAGGGAUGACAUAUAGUCUGGUGUUGGUGGUGGUUGGCUUUUUCCUUCCUCUUUCGGUAAUGUGUAGGGCUUACUACGGAAUCUACAGGUUACUGCGCCGUGAAUUAUUCACCCCUGAGAACCGAGACUUUCGGCUGCGACAAAAGCUGUACAUGACCAAAGUAGUGCGCAUGACUGUGACAGCCAUAAUUGUCUUCAUGCUAAGCUGGUCGCCAUAUUGCUUCGUCAGCAUCGCCGCAGUUUUCAAGGGCAGUCACGUGUUCAACAGCGGGGAAGCCGAAAUCCCUGAGCUGAUGGCUAAGGCUUCUGUAAUCUAUAACCCUAUUGUGUACGUUGCAAUGAACGAUAGGUUUAGAGGGAGUCUGACGAGACUUAUCUCCUGUAAAAUUCAUUCUUCUGUGGCGCCUGUCAGACGGAAUAUAUCUCCGCGGACAUACUGUGAAAAUAUCGAGUAUCAGGACGGUAAUGACCGGGUUAAUAAGAGAAGAAGGCACGUGGCUUUUGUUGUGAAACCGCUGAAGAAGAGGGAUUCCUUCACUGGUAUGUACGUUGUGGAUAUUGCACAAGUGUCGUAGCUGAAAGCGUGGAUAUCUAUAUUCCGAAACAUGAUCUAUACCUGCCAACUUUUUCCGGAAGGAGUAAGAUUCUUAUCCUAAGAGUGGUGGGGUUUUCGAAGAAGACCCGAUCAUAUCCGAAGAUGUACGGAGAUUUCUGAGGACAUCCCAGGGAUUUACGGGGUUUGGAACAUUUCCAGGAAUGUUGCGGCCAGUACUUUUAACUACCUAGAAAAUUGGAGAACUGGGCAAAUAUACUGUCAUUUACACAAACCUUAUUUUUCCACUAUAUAUAUCUUCGAGUAGGUGUUAGCUAAUGAUGUAACGGCUCAAAUUUUCUUAGCUAGUUUGAGAGUUUGGUUCGAAGGCGUCAGUUGGCAUGGCAUCGAAGUCUUCGAACCCCUGGGCGACUCCCAUAUAAAAAGGCUUGGGGUGCUCGUCGGAGAUUUCGAAAAAAACGGUAAGAUGAACCAAGAUCCUGUUUUGUGAGCGUGGCUUGAAAUGAUUUUCACCCCUAAGAGGUAUCAAUUCUAAAGCUACACCGGCAUUAACUGUCACUGACCUUUUUUCGGCUCAAUACCCUAAAAGCUACCACAAAAAACUCCCGCUGUGUACCUUUUGAGGUUGAAAAUCCUAAGAGGUACUAAAACCGCUUUUUUAACCCCUACGAAUUGCGACGAGCACCCCCGUCCUUUUUCCAUGAGAGUCCCUUGACCCUAAUGAAUCAAAGUCAUUUCUAAAGUGUGAGAGUUGGCAGGUAUAACAGACUUUAACGAAAGCAAUAUCUAUUUGUAUAUUUACGUAAAGUACCAUGGCGAAAAUCCUUCACUUUCUCAACGAAAUUCUUUGCCUAAAUUCUUUGCUGUAUUUCGUCUUCGGUCUGUCGUUUUUGUAGUUCAUUUAUAAGGCCUUUCUUACACGUCUCACGUCAAACUGUCUGUAUUACAUUUCCAUGGUAAUAUGCUCCGUAUAUUUAAUGAUUUCACCUCCUUUAGAGAAAAUUCUUCCAAAGACAAACAAAAUUGUAAACAGAUCUCAAGACAUUGAUUUACCAAAUAAGGUCAGCUGUCUGUUAUGCCCUGAUAACGGAUGAGAAGAGAACCAAUAGGAGGGCUAGAAAUUCAAUAGAUAGUUUGACUGGUUUCUUCCCGUGUUAUCACACAGGUUCUGCUGAACUAGCUUGAAGUCCAGAUUGAACCAAUAUUGGUCGAGUUCCUAUUUGCAUCUUUAUGGACCAAGCCGAUGAAUUUCAAGGUUCAUUAACUUGCAGAAAAAAAUAAAGAUUGAGGCUAAAAUUUCACAAUAAUUAUAACCAAGAGACUACGAUAGAUAAUAGUUUCUUGCUAUAGCGACAUGCUCUAUAUAACCAAGUUAGAGAAAAUGGUAUAACUAAAUAAAUAAUAAAUACAUCUAUUUUAGGCAAAUGCACUCGUUAAAGACAAGCACUAGUUAGUUAAAGAGAGAUUGCUUUUUUUGGCGCGAAAUCGUCAGAGAAAAGUUAUGACUUAUCGGCAUUACUACCUUCUUUAAGGUUCCAGAAAACUUAAACAGACUGAAAAUUUAGCGCCAAAACAACUCGAUCUCUCUUUAUCUUUCUGGUUCAAGUCGCAAGGCAGUGUUUAUUAUGAUUAUAAUAAGUAUCCUGUAUUCUCUCUCAACGCAUAGAUAACCGCUAUUAUAAAUGAAAGGUUAAACAAAACUGUCUGCCAGGCACAACUGAGAAAAAUUAAAGCUUGGCAGUGUAAUACUAAAUUAGCUGCUGCGCUGAUUAUCAAUCAGAAGAGAUAAAUCAAGUCCCUAGAGCGAAUCAGUGAUGAGGACCUGCAUGCGAGAGAAUGUGGUAUCUGUGAUACACGCUUCCUUAUUCUGAAAUAGCUAGUAUUCCAAACUAGCAGGUCUCAGGCACACCUUCAGCUCAUGACAACCAGCAAUUGCAGUUUUGUCUGUCGGUUGACAUGUAGGCACUAUUAGCGUAAUCAUUCAGCCAUUUUGAACACGAAAAAAAUUGAUUAAUAAUGGUAAUAGGACUGAGUGGAGUCCAAUUCGGUCUGUAAUCAUACGAGUGAUUAACAAAAUCGGACGACCGCGAAGCGGGAGUCCGAUUUGUUAAUCACGUGUAUGAUUAAAGACUGAAUUGGACNGACGCGAAGCCCUGUUACCAAUUAAUCAAAACUAUGACAAAAUUCGAGAGACGAACAAACCAUCGAUUGAGCGCUGAACGAUUUUAAAACGUCGUUAUGUACUAAAUGCUG